Suillus discolor is the source of this 507-nucleotide messenger RNA. RefSeq lists its product as uncharacterized. Bases 1 to 249 code for a protein of 82 amino acids. The record is from RefSeq and is a predicted model, not a curated record. Lineage: Eukaryota; Fungi; Basidiomycota; Agaricomycetes; Boletales; Suillaceae. The transcript has 2 exons.
AUGAACUUCAAAUCCCUCGCCCUACUCCUCACUGCUACCGCAAUCCCUCAGGUCGUAGUCGCAGGUCCGCUUGCCUACGCUAUUUGUCAGACAGGAUGCAAUGGCCUGGCUGUCGCUUGCUACGCCGGUGCCGGGUUCACAUUUGGGGUCGCACUCCCUGCAGCACCUCCUGUGCUGCUUGCAUGCAAUGCGGCCCUUGGGGGGUGUAUGGCGGCUUGUGCCGUGGUUGCGCUUACACCCACUCCCUGAGUGGGUGCAAUCGUGAAUGCGGCGACGAGAACCCACAGGCCCCUUCCUGUGUGAUGAGAACGGCAUCCUUGUUGUAGUAUGACAACACGAUGCAGGUUUAGCGGUGUACAGCACCAGUAAUAUAACUAUGGUCCCUUAUGUCCCUUGUUCCCGUUUGUCUUUCCUUUCCUUACAGCCGGUUGCAUGCAUUUUCGGAGAGUCUAUGUUUCUAUUUCGCGCUAGCUACGGACUCCCUGUGUCUAGACUAUGAUUCUUUUU